Messenger RNA from Vicia faba (fava bean), 300 nucleotides. Lineage: Eukaryota; Viridiplantae; Streptophyta; Magnoliopsida; Fabales; Fabaceae. The record is from the annotation of a GenBank genome assembly.
AUGGCUGCCAAUGAAGUGCAAGAUGAGCUUAUAAAAGCUCUGUUGACUCUGUGCAAAAGUGAAGGCAGUCUAUGGCGUGCACUUCAGGGUCGUGAAGGAGUUCAACUAUUGAUAUCUCUUCUCAGCCCUUCAUCAGAACAACAGCAAGAAUAUGCAAUUGCAUUGCUUUGCCUUUAUCUAAUGAAAAUGAUGAAAGUAAAUGGGCAAUUACCGUUGCUGGUGCCUCCAGCCACAGUUCUUCACGAACAUCAUCAUGAUUCUUCAUCCUUCAACAUCAACGUACCUUCUCCGCCUCCAUAA